Eremothecium cymbalariae DBVPG#7215 is the source of this 1629-nucleotide messenger RNA. RefSeq names its product Rsa4p (gene RSA4). Gene Ontology annotation, cellular component: nucleolus. Gene Ontology annotation, molecular function: protein binding. The coding region runs from base 1 to 1629 and encodes 542 amino acids. Gene Ontology annotation, biological process: ribosomal large subunit assembly. NCBI's taxonomy places the organism in Eukaryota, Fungi, Ascomycota, Saccharomycetes, Saccharomycetales, Saccharomycetaceae. The record is from RefSeq and is a predicted model, not a curated record. The transcript has a single exon.
AUGAACUCAGUCGAUGAGAUGAGACGAGAUGGCAUCAGGUUUAUUAGUUACACAAAGCAAAGUGAAUUUAGUUAUAAAGUGAUAAUGGCUACAGUACUACCACCUGCAUCAAAAAAACAGAAGAGGGAGGCCACUCAACCUCGAGAAGUCGAUAUCGUUCCAAAAGACCUACCAAAUGUGUUGGUGAAAUUCCAGGCAUUUGAUACUGGUGAAACCAUUGAAGGUUCUGUGAGAAUCCCUGCUUCAAUUACCGAAAGGCAGUUAGAAGAGUUAUUGAACAAGCUUAAUAAUACCGAUGAACCGGUACCGUACACGUUUAGUUGUUUGGUGCAAAAUAAAAGCAAAGACGAUGCCGAGGAAAUGAUAGAUAUUAAAGAUAAUUUGUAUCAUUCGAUUUUCAAAUCGGGGCUGAAAACCACUGAGGAUUUUAUUACGUUAGUCUAUACUCCUAAAGCUGUUUUUAAAGUAAGGCCGGUUACUAGAAGUUCUUCGGCUAUUGCAGGUCAUAGUUCUACUAUAUUAUGCUCUACCUUUGCGCCACACACGAGCUCUCGAAUGGUAACUGGUUCUGGUGAUAACAAUGCUCGUAUAUGGGAUUGUGAUACACAAACUCCAAUUUAUACAUUGAAAGGUCACACGAACUGGGUGUUAUGUGUGGCUUGGUCGGCAGAUGGCGAAGUUAUCGCAACAGGGUCUAUGGAUAAUACUAUUCGCUUAUGGGACGCCCAAACGGGUGACUCAAAAGGUGAUGCACUAAGAGGUCAUUCUAAAUGGAUCACCUCUAUGAGUUGGGAACCAAUUCAUUUGGUCACGCCAGGAAACAAGCCUAGAAUUGCUUCCGCCUCAAAGGACGGAACUAUUAAAGUUUGGGACACUGUAAGAAGACAAUGUAUCCUGACCUUAAGUGGGCAUACGUCUUCUGUUUCCUGUAUUAAGUGGGGAGGGCAGGGCGUAAUAUACACUGGAUCACAUGACCGUACCAUUCGAUGCUGGGAUAUGAAUGCUGGGGGUAAGUGUAUUAAUAUACUGAAGUCCCACGCUCAUUGGGUGAACCAUUUAUCUCUGUCUACUGAUUACGCAUUGAAAGUCGGAGCCUUUGAUCAUACUUAUAGCAGACCAGCAACUGCAGAAGAAGCACAAAAGAGAGCAUUGAAAAAUUACGAGAAGGUAGCAAAAAGAAAUGGUGUACUAGAAGAAUUGAUCGCUACUGCUAGUGAUGAUUUUACUAUGUAUUUAUGGAAUCCAUUGAAAGGAACCAAACCUCUUACUAGAAUGACGGGUCACCAAAAGCUAGUAAACCAUGUUGCAUUUUCACCUGAUGGUAGAUACAUUGUGUCUGCUUCCUUUGACAACUCCAUCAAGCUAUGGGAGGGAAGCAGUGGAAAAUUUAUUUCCACUUUUAGAGGGCACGUAGCGAGCGUAUACCAAGUAGCAUGGUCAUCAGACUGCCGCUUACUAGUAUCUUGCUCAAAAGAUACCACUCUAAAAGUUUGGGACGUUAGAACUAGAAAGCUUGCAGUUGAUUUACCGGGUCAUAAUGAUGAGGUAUAUACAGUUGACUGGAGCGCCGAUGGCAAAAGUGUAUGCAGUGGAGGUAAAGAUAAAAUGGUCAGACUCUGGACACAUUGA